CCAAUAAGAAGGGGGUGUGGCCAAGUGGAGGGGCGGAGACCAGGCCUUCUAUGAGGUGAAAUCAGUGUGAGGAGAAUUUUGUGAGGGGAAGAUAAAAUGGAGGCUGAAGCCAAGAACAUGGAUCCAAAGGUGGAAGAUCUACUGACGAAGAUUAACAUAGCUUUCAAAGCUCUGGAAGAGAUGCAAAAAGAGUUGCAGGAUCUAGUGAAAUACGGAGAAAACGCGGAGGAGGAACUCCAGGGGGUGCGUGCGGAGAGGCAGAAUCUACAGGAAGAGCUGGAGAAGAAGCAAGAAUCUGUCCAAGUUCUGAAGUUGAGAUAUGACAGCUACCUGGAAAAGGAGAAAAGGCAGCGGGAGCGGUCAGAGGACUAUAAAAUGAGGAUCAACAAUCUGAAAACUCAAAUUCAGGAAGAAAAAUUAAAGCAAAGAAAACAGAGGAUGAGGUUUGAGGACCAGCUAGAAAAUCUUAUGACCAAACACAGAAACCUGGCAGAAUUUUAUAAUCCAAAGAGGCUUGAAGAAGAGAUCUCUCGCUUGGAAAAACAGAAAAAUGAACUAAUACAGGAAUAUAGGGAGAAGCUCCCUAAACUUAAAGAAAUAAAGGAAACUGAGGCAAGACUCAUAGAUGAUGGUAUCCUUACCCCAGAAAAUGUCUUCCUUCACAGUGAGGAAGCUGUGUGUGUAGUGAAAAUGUUUGAAGAAGAAAAUGCUUUGGUCAAGACCAUGCUGGAAAAAGCAACUGCACGUCAUUCGGAGCUUCUGGAUAAUUGCAACAGACUGGAAGCAGAGCUGAUAUCUGCAGAAGUAAAAUUGUCUAAGACCUCCGGAGCUGUAUCCUGGGGAAAUUAACCAAUUCUACAGUGUUUGUUUUUAAUUCAAUACAUGUGGAAUUCAGAACAA
This is a messenger RNA of Rana temporaria (common frog), 900 nucleotides long. Its product is annotated as synaptonemal complex central element protein 1-like. The transcript has 11 exons. Bases 97 to 849 code for a protein of 250 amino acids. Gene Ontology annotation, biological process: synaptonemal complex assembly. The record is from RefSeq and is a predicted model, not a curated record. Gene Ontology annotation, cellular component: synaptonemal complex. Lineage: Eukaryota; Metazoa; Chordata; Amphibia; Anura; Ranidae.